Penaeus vannamei (Pacific white shrimp) is the source of this 974-nucleotide messenger RNA. The record is from RefSeq and is a predicted model, not a curated record. NCBI's taxonomy places the organism in Eukaryota, Metazoa, Arthropoda, Malacostraca, Decapoda, Penaeidae.
CCAGCCAGUGUUCCUCUGCAACGUCAUUGAGUGAUGAGGAAGUGCGAGUCGCGGCUGGAAAGUGUCGAAAUUAACCCCGUCUUAGUCAUGUGAGGUGCAAAUCCAGUUCGCUAUAAAAAUGGUCAGAUAAGAACCACAAGCGGUGUUACCCUUUUUUUUAAGUGCUCGCAUCCCCAGAAAAGUGAUUCGAGAUGGAUAUGAUGACCGAGGGCGAGACCGUGUACAACUCGCACGAUGACUCCCACGUCGUCAUGUCGGAGAAGGUGCAAUCUCUGGCGGGCAGCAUUUACCAGGAGUUCGAGCGGAUGAUUUCCCGCUACGACGAGGAUGUGGUCAAGGACCUCAUGCCCCUCGUCGUCAACAUCCUGGAGUGCUUGGACCUCGCCUACACAGAAAACCAGGAGCAUGAGGUGGAGGUGGAGCUGCUACGAGAGGACAACGAGCAGCUCGUCACCCAGUAUGAGCGGGAGAAACAGCUCAGGAAGACCUCCGAGCAGAAACUGCUGGAGAUCGAGGAUGGCAUGGAGGAGGAGCGCAAGCAGUACCAGGCGAAGGUGGAGAGCCUCGAGUCCAUCGUGAGGAUGUUCGAGCUCAAGAACCGAAACGCCACCGACCAUGCAAACCGCAUGGAGGACAAGGCAGACGAGCUCAAGAAAGAGUAUGCUAAGCUUCACGAGCGCUACACAGAGCUCUUCAAGACGCACAUGGACUACAUGGAGCGCACCAAGAUCCUCAUGGGCACCGACAGAUUGGACCAGCUGGGCUCGUCCAGAGGAAGAAUUCCUGGCUUCACACUAGCCAAUCUCAACAGUCUACCGCAUUACAGAUCAUCUGGACCCGUUUCCUUUGGCUUCAGCUCGCUGGAUCCAAACAAGUCGGUGUCUUCCCCGUGGACAUGACUGGUUCUGCCAACGGCACCCUGCAAGUCUCAUCACUCAAGAAUGAACUGCAGGAAGCACAAGUCGGCCCGGACA